Molecule: messenger RNA, 117 nt
Organism: Pyricularia pennisetigena
Lineage: Eukaryota; Fungi; Ascomycota; Sordariomycetes; Magnaporthales; Pyriculariaceae
Exons: 1
Coding region: 1-117 (38 amino acids)
Source: RefSeq, a predicted model, not a curated record
AUGCAAGGACUUGGCCAACGGGACAAGUGGUACGAAACGAGCAAGGGUUUAAAUGGGGAGCGGGAAUCCGAUAGCGAAGCGAACAGUGCAGCCCCGGGGCUUAUCAGAGGAGAUUAA